Molecule: messenger RNA, 370 nt
Organism: Pipistrellus kuhlii (Kuhl's pipistrelle)
Lineage: Eukaryota; Metazoa; Chordata; Mammalia; Chiroptera; Vespertilionidae
Gene: GNG8
Product: G protein subunit gamma 8
Exons: 3
Coding region: 85-297 (70 amino acids)
Biological process (GO): G protein-coupled receptor signaling pathway
Cellular component (GO): heterotrimeric G-protein complex
Molecular function (GO): G-protein beta-subunit binding
Source: RefSeq, a predicted model, not a curated record
CGGGGCUGGGCUGGGGGACCCACAGCUGCCUGUCAGCCUGCCUCCGCCAGCAGCCCGCCAUCCCAGCCCUGAGCAACAACAGCCAUGUCCAACAACAUGGCCAAGAUCGCCGAGGCCCGCAAGGCGGUGGAGCAACUGAAGCUGGAAGUGAACAUCGACCGCAUGAAGGUGUCGCAGGCGGCGGCCGAGCUCCUGGCCUUCUGCGAGACGCACGCCAAGGACGACCCGAUGGUGACGCCGGUCCCCGCCGCCGAGAACCCCUUCCGCGACAAGCGCCUCUUCUGCGUCCUGCUCUGAGCCUUCCCUCCCCACGGCUUCCUCUGUGUGCCGGAAUCCGAGCCAAUAAACGUGCUGAUGGGUACCUGAGGCA